AUGGCCACAAAGACGAACGUGAUACAUGCACCAGCUCGCCCAUCAUACAUCCUGCGCGGACAUACCGCUCAAAUCCAUGCUGUGCUGUUUCUUCAUGACAACUCACGCCUUCUGACGGGCGAUGCGGACGGCUGGGUGAUUCUAUGGCACACGACGAGCAAGCGCGCCGUCGUGGUCUGGCGAGCACACAAUCAUUCGAUCCUGGGUUUUGCGGCAUGGGCGCAAGAUAAAAUCAUCACACACGGUCGAGAUAACAAAAUAUAUGUCUGGCAACUCCGUGUAGGAGAAGACGAGUCCCAAUUUUCGACCAUUCUUCCGAUUGAAGAUCUCACGACCGAGCGCAAGCAACCCUGGUUGUUGUAUACACUAGAUGUCAACGCGCUGAACUUCUGCUCUUUCGCAACGUGCACUGAUUUCGAGUCCCUUCCUGGUGCCGAUCAACAGACAAGUGAGAGUCCUUCAAUCUAUCUCGAACGUAUACUGAUCGCCACACCUGGCCUUGAGGAUGGCCACAUCAACAUCACGCGUCUUCCAGACUGCUCUCGCUUCACUACCAUUCCAACCCCCAAAGGAACAAAUACAGGCAUGGUUAUGGCAUUAGCUCUAACAAGCCGGACCUCAACCUUGCCGUCUCCCUCAUCAUCUUCGAAGACGAUUUACGUUGCCGCAGGCUACGAAAGCGGCCAUAUAGGUCUGUGGAAGCAAUCUCCUGUGUCUAGUACAGCAAAUCUCCGCCAUCAGUCCCAGGCAACAUUUCAUCUGAUUUAUAUUCACCACUCGCAUACUCAGCCUAUACUUUCCCUCUGUUUCGAUCCCGAGGGGACAGUCUUCUAUACGUCCUCGGCGGAUGCACUGAUUGUCCGGCAUCGUUUCACUGCGGCGGGUACUUCUCAAGUUCCGCCAUCUUCAUCUGCUUACAGUCAGGUGCAGACGGACUCACUACAGACUCGCCAUGCAGGACAACAAUCUCUUGCGAUGCGUUCAGACGGGAAGAUUUUCGCAACAGCGGGUUGGGACGGUCGAGCGAGGGUCUAUGUAGCAGGAGAAUCAGCUUCGGACGGUGCGCUUGCUGGCGAGGUUGGUAAAGUGCGAGAAGUGGCAGUGUUGAGGUGGCACCAAGAGGGCUGUUACGCAGUUGGAUUUGCGCACGUGCAAAGUGAGGAAGACUCAACCAAUAAAAGUACAUCUUUGGAAUCUCAAGGACAAGUAGACGAUGGUGUGAUCUUGUCUGUGGCGGAGCGGAGGGACGCAGCGGCGAGAAAUGCACAUUGGUUGGCGGUGGGUAGCAAGGACGGGAAGGUCUCACUAUGGGACAUAUUCUAGGGGACGACAAGUCUUAUACGGCAGAUUGAGGAUAAUUAUCACCGGCUUGCAAUGCAAUUCGGAUCUUAAGGACACGCAGACAUCUAUCUUCGUCCAGAUUUUCGGUCAUGUCCAACAAACAGGCUUAGCCCAAAUUGAAUUCGGACGCUCCACCCAUGGCCUUGACUCUCGCGAACAUCUUCCGCUUCG
Messenger RNA from Dissoconium aciculare CBS 342.82, 1512 nucleotides. Its product is annotated as WD40 repeat-like protein. Lineage: Eukaryota; Fungi; Ascomycota; Dothideomycetes; Mycosphaerellales; Dissoconiaceae. The transcript is spliced from 2 exons. The record is from RefSeq and is a predicted model, not a curated record. The coding region runs from base 1 to 1323 and encodes 440 amino acids. Gene Ontology annotation, molecular function: protein binding.